Carya illinoinensis is the source of this 733-nucleotide messenger RNA. Its product is annotated as organelle RRM domain-containing protein 2, mitochondrial. Lineage: Eukaryota; Viridiplantae; Streptophyta; Magnoliopsida; Fagales; Juglandaceae. The transcript is spliced from 3 exons. Gene Ontology annotation, molecular function: RNA binding. Bases 100 to 531 code for a protein of 143 amino acids. The record is from RefSeq and is a predicted model, not a curated record.
AUUGUCUGAGGCCCUGAUGAGGGGGUGUUCUUUACUUACUAGGGUUUUGUCGAUCCGCUAAACCCCUAAUUUCCUGCGGUCCAGUUUCCACCACAUCUAAUGGCAUUCGUCUAUAGCAUUCGACGCCUUCUUAGCGGAUCUUCCACUGCGUCCUCUAUUCUUCAUUCGCAGUACGCCUCGAUUCGUUUCAAUACAACUCUCACCUCCCCUAAGCUCUUCAUCAGCGGCCUUUCCAGACUUACAACGGAUGAAAAACUUAAAGAGGCAUUUUCUCCUUUUGGCCAGCUUCUUGAUGCAAAAGUCAUAGCUGAUAGAGCCACUGGAAGAUCAAAGGGGUUUGGGUUUGUUACAUAUGCAUCAAUUGAAGAAGCUGAGAAGGCUAGAGAAGGAAUGAAUGCUAAGUUUUUGGAUGGAUGGGUCAUAUUUGUUGACCCUGCCAAACCAAGGGAGCCUAGACCUCCACCUCAACCACUGCAAGAGCCUUCUGAUACGGGUUUCAGAACAAACAAGACGGUUGGUUGGUGUGGAUAAAUUUAUUCAUCUUGGUCGAUCUCAUUGGGAUGGAAGAAUUGUUCAAAGGCUAUAGGACACAAUUCAUUUAAGGGCAUUGGUGAGAAUGGAACACUGUUGGGAACUAAUGGGAAAAAAUAGAACCCAUUGACUUUUUAGAACCCAUUGACUUUUUCUAAUGUUAGUUCAUUAUUAUUUAUAUAUUUUUGCUAAGGUUUUGUUA